Molecule: messenger RNA, 456 nt
Organism: Blumeria graminis f. sp. triticale
Lineage: Eukaryota; Fungi; Ascomycota; Leotiomycetes; Helotiales; Erysiphaceae
Source: the annotation of a GenBank genome assembly
AUGUCGACUGCAGCUCGCCGUCGAUUGAUGAGAGACUUUAAGCGUAUGCAAACAGAUCCUCCUGCGGGAGUAUCGGCGUCACCAGUCGCAGACAAUGUAAUGAUAUGGAACGCCGUUAUCAUAGGACCGGCAGAUACACCCUUUGAGGAUGGCACUUUUCGGUUAGUGAUGCAGUUUGAAGAGCAGUAUCCCAACAAACCUCCAGCGGUGAAAUUUAUCAGCCAAAUGUUCCACCCGAAUGUAUAUGCGAGUGGAGAACUAUGUCUCGAUAUCCUUCAGAAUCGAUGGAGCCCAACCUAUGAUGUUGCCGCUGUAUUGACUAGUAUCCAAAGUCUCCUAAAUGAUCCAAACACCUCUUCUCCUGCUAAUGUUGAGGCUUCUAACCUCUACAAGGACAAUCGACGGGAAUAUACAAAGAGAGUUCGUGAAUCGGUCGAAAAAAGUUGGGAAGACUGA